Molecule: messenger RNA, 2328 nt
Organism: Vigna angularis (adzuki bean)
Lineage: Eukaryota; Viridiplantae; Streptophyta; Magnoliopsida; Fabales; Fabaceae
Product: sulfate transporter 3.1
Exons: 12
Coding region: 143-2083 (646 amino acids)
Biological process (GO): transmembrane transport
Cellular component (GO): membrane
Molecular function (GO): secondary active sulfate transmembrane transporter activity
Source: RefSeq, a predicted model, not a curated record
AACUUCUACCACCAAACCAAACCUCACCCCCUUUCUUCUUCUUCUUCUUCCUUCAUAUCCUUCUUUCUUAACUUUCUAGUCUCAACAUAGCUAUUUCAAGUUAAGUUAGUACCAUCACAUACAUAUUUGGUUGGUUUUAGAGAUGGGUAACGCAGACUAUGCAAACCCAGUGGCUAUUCCACCCCCUCAGUCAUUCUUCAAGUCUCUCAAGUACUCCUUGAAAGAGACCUUUUUCCCAGAUGACCCCUUUAGGAAGUUCAAGAACCAAACACCCUCUGUCAAGUUCGUCCUUGGACUUCAGUACUUCUUCCCCAUCUUUGAAUGGGCACCCAAAUACACCCUCCAGUUCUUGAAAUCAGACCUCAUAUCUGGCAUCACCAUUGCCAGUUUGGCCAUUCCUCAAGGCAUCAGCUACGCCAAGCUCGCCAACCUCCCUCCAAUUCUUGGACUUUAUUCGAGCUUCAUACCCCCACUGAUUUAUGCUAUGAUGGGAAGCUCAAGGGAUUUGGCAGUGGGAACUGUGGCGGUUGGAUCACUUCUGAUGGCUUCUAUGUUGGGUCGAGUGGUGAACUACAUCGAGAAUCCAAACCUUUAUCUCCAUCUAGCUUUCACUGCUACAUUCUUUGCUGGAAUUUUGCAGGCAUCACUGGGCCUCUUCAGGUUAGGGUUUAUCGUGGAUUUUCUGUCACAUGCAACCAUAGUAGGGUUCAUGGGGGGAGCAGCCACAGUGGUUUGUCUGCAACAGCUAAAAUCCAUUCUUGGCCUUGAACAUUUUACUCACGAGGCUGAUAUAGUGUCAGUGAUGCGCUCUGUUUUCAGCCAAACUCACCAGUGGAGGUGGGAAAGCGCUGUGUUGGGUUGUUGCUUUAUUUUCUUUCUCCUUGUCACAAGAUACUUCAGCAAACGACAACCAAAGUUCUUCUGGGUGUCAGCAAUGGCACCAUUGGCAUCGGUCAUACUCGGAAGUCUGCUGGUUUAUCUCACACACGCUGAGAAACAUGGAGUUCAAGUGAUAGGAAAAUUGAAGAAGGGGCUGAAUCCACCUUCCGUGACGAAUUUGGUAUUGGUGUCACCUUACAUGGGAACUGCCAUAAAAACUGGACUUGUCACCGGCAUUAUAGCACUUGCGGAAGGAAUAGCAGUAGGCAGAAGCUUUGCAAUGUUUAAAAAUUAUCAUAUUGAUGGGAACAAAGAGAUGAUAGCUAUUGGAACCAUGAAUAUUUUUGGUUCGUUCACCUCUUGUUAUCUCACCACAGGACCUUUUUCACGUUCGGCUGUGAACUAUAAUGCGGGGUGCAAAACUGCUGCAUCAAACAUUGUGAUGGCAAUAGCAGUGAUGUUAACAUUGUUAUUCUUGACACCCUUGUUCCAUUUCACUCCCCUGGUGGUGUUAUCAGCCAUAAUUGUGUCAGCAAUGCUCGGGCUCAUUGAUUAUGAAGCAGCCAUUCAUUUGUGGAAAAUCGACAAAUUUGAUUUCUUUGUGUGCUUCAGUGCUUACGUUGGUGUAGUCUUUGGCAGUGUUGAAAUUGGCCUCGUCAUAGCAGUUGCUGUAUCUCUACUUCGAGUACUUCUCUUCAUUGCAAGGCCAAGAACAUUUCUCUUAGGCAACAUUCCAAACUCUACAGUAUACAGAAACGUGGAACAAUAUCCAAAUGCAAAUCAUGUUCCUGGAAUCCUAAUUCUUGAAAUUGAUGCACCCAUUUACUUUGCCAAUGCAAGCUAUUUAAGAGAAAGGAUCACAAGGUGGAUAGAUGAAGAGGAGGAUAGGAUAAAAGCUUCAGACCAAACCAGUUUACAGUAUGUUAUAAUUGAUAUGACUGCUGUUGGAAACAUUGAUACUAGCGGAAUAAGCAUGCUUGAAGAGUGCAAGAAAACUGUUGACAGAAGGGGGUUACAACUUGUUUUGGUAAAUCCUGGAAGCGAGGUGAUGAAGAAGCUGAACAAAUCCAAGUUCCUUGAUGAACUAGGGUAUAAAUGGGUGUAUCUGACAGUUGAAGAGGCUGUUGGUGCAUGCAAUUUCAUGCUCAACUCAUACAAACCGAACCCCAUGAAGGAUGAUUCAGAAGGUUGGAACAAUGCCUGAUAAAAGCAUUGUUUAGAUAUUAAGAGUAUGGCAUGAGAAUCAUGCUGCACAAGAUUUAGAGUCAUAGUUGCAUGGUUUUUAAAUUUCUCAAGAUAAUUAGUUGGAAGAAAGUUUUCAACAUGAGCUGUGCUUAAUUAAUAAUCUAUCAAAUAGAAAGUGGCUGCAAUGGAAUUGAGUUCCAUGGAAAUGUUUUAGAGUUCAUCAGUGACCACUACAAAUUAUAAAUAAAUAUUUAAUUUCCUUCA